GAGAGAAAGGCUGAGCCCCUAAGAGGAGAAGUGAGUAUAUUACAGUUGUCUUUUGUUGUGAAGAGAGCAGCUGGGCUUCACCCUGGAUUUUAUUCCUUUUUAAAAGCUGCCGCACCAUGAACCUUUCGGAGCAGAUUUCCUCUCUCUUCAGCUGUAAUGUCAACCCAAGUGAGAAGCCACAGCUUGAGAUAAGUGUCUUCAAAAGGGAGCCCCUAAAUAUAGCUGUCCCCAUGACCAUUUUCUACAGCAUCAUUUUCUUCUUUGGAGUCACACUCAAUAGUGUGAGCUUGCUGACCCUCCUCAUGGAUGCUCAAAUGAGAGUCAGUGCCAUUCGUUUCUACCUCAUCAGCCUGGUCAUAUCAGACAUUUUGCAGCUGUUGACCCUCCCGGUAACUUUGUAUCGAUACUAUUGGGAGAGCUACCCAUGGCGUCUGGGCCGCACAGUGUGCAAAGUCUACUUCAUGGUGCGUCAAGUGUACUGUGCCACCACAAGCUGGGUUAUCAUGACCUUCACCACUGAGCGCUAUGCAGCCAUUUGCCACACAAUGUGGUCCGUCUCCAGCCUGAAGAAGUUUCGUCUGCCGUGCCUCCUCUCGGUCUGGGUCAUUUCUCUGGUCUCGGCUGUGCCCUUUGCUCUGGUCUAUGACCAGGCUCUUGCCUGCAUCCUGGACUACACUGCCGCUACACGAGCAGACGCCUUCCAUGUGUCCACCAUGUGUGAGAUGACAGAGCCGGAUCCCGCACACAUUUACAAAGCUGCUUUGCUCGUCAGAGCGGGAAUCUUCUUUCUGGUCCCACUGGUCUCCAUCUGUAUUCUCUAUCUGCUCAUCCUGCUCUACCUGAUGCAGAAUGGACGUCAAAGGAGAAAUAUGGGUCUAACGAGGCUGGAUCCUGAAGGAAGACGAGAUAUUCAGUGCCAUCAGAAUGGAAAGCUACUUUUGAAUGAAAGGAGAGCUCUUAAACUGAUGGGUGCGGUCUUGGUGGCCUUUUUCGUCUGCAACUUUCCGGACAUUGCCUCGUCGCUGAUGCAGGUUUACGUGGUGGUGUGGUCCGACACGGUCCUUUCGGUCUACACAAUCCUGAAAUCGUACUUGUCUCUUCCACUGUGGUAUAUCAACGGGGCUCUGGACCCGCUGCUGUUCUGUAUUUCCUCCCACACAUUUCGCAGGGCCUGCUGUAGAACUCUGGGCAGGAUCAGGUCUCACUGCUACUGGAGAUUUGGAAGCAUGUCUUGGCUGCGUCAGAGAACAUCUAGUGAAGAAGCAAGCUCGACGGCCAUUAAAAAGAAUUCUGGUAAAUGCUUUCGCAAGAAUAUGGCCAAAAAGAGAAACACAAUCUCUGACCACACCAAUCAUAAAAUUGGUAAUAGCAUGAAAGCCCCUUUCAAGAAGAGCAGCAACAACCAAACUGAAUUGUUAUCUCUUGUUGCCCCUCAUGCAGCAGUUGUUGCUGUAUUAUUGAUAUAUAUAUAUAUAUAUAUAUCGCUGUGCAUCCAGCUCCACCAGUACAGUACCUUUUGGGAAAAUGUAAUUUGGUUUUAACAAAAAUAUUUUCACCUUGGAAUAAAAACGGAAAUGAUUGUUUUUCACUGUAAGUCCCUGUCACUGUAAGAAUAUCUCAGAAUGUAGUUGUAAGCUGUAAUUUUUCUGUUUCUGUUUAUUUCUUGCCAGAAAUGAGGUUAGGGUUAAGUAAGUGUGGUGCUUAAAAGCUUAAAUCAUUGUGAUUGAUGUGAAGACAUUCAAUGUCAUGUAUUUCAAGUGUGAUAUGACUCACUCAAAUUACUGGGUAAAAUAUGCUAGUGUUUAUUUCUAUGUUGAGUUUGAAGUAUUAAGUAUAUUGUUCAAGAGUUUGAAAAUGUUAGAUGCUACAGUAAUGUCAAUAUUGCAAAGUGCCAUUGCCAGAAAAAAUACAAAUGAUGAAACUUCGUCACCUCUGAGUUAGACAAAAAGCAAUUGAUGCUGGCCACGUUUAAAGUGUAAUGAAAAUGUAUCAGUCUACUAAUUUUCUGUAGACAGUAAACCUUUCUCCUCACUUGACAAUGUAGUUCAUCGAACUAAAAAUACAUUUUUCGAAAAGUGUAGGAUAGACCUGAGGAUGAAUGACUGUGUUUUAUAAGAAAUUAAUUUACACUCACAUUCUGAGAAGCUCAUUGUUGACAUAAGGGUUAAGAGGUCGAAUGAGCACUUGAAAGGGAUCACUAACCGUCCCACAAAGAAUCAUCACUCAACUCUGCAGUGACAUAUGUGAAUUGUCAUUGGCUGUGAAUUGUCAUUUGGUUUUGCCAUUGUCGGUAUACUUGAAUCUCUCAACAAAUAAAACAAAUUGCUCUAUUUCUGCUGAACUUACAACCGUUCCCUAAAACACUUAAUUUAAAUAAAUUGGCGGAAUGUUACAUUCAUUGCUCAAGGUUCAAUUUGAUGAUGCUUUAAACCCCUUGU
This is a messenger RNA of Pungitius pungitius (ninespine stickleback), 2438 nucleotides long. RefSeq names its product pyrokinin-1 receptor-like. Gene Ontology annotation, cellular component: plasma membrane. The record is from RefSeq and is a predicted model, not a curated record. Gene Ontology annotation, molecular function: G protein-coupled receptor activity. Gene Ontology annotation, biological process: G protein-coupled receptor signaling pathway. Lineage: Eukaryota; Metazoa; Chordata; Actinopteri; Perciformes; Gasterosteidae.